Molecule: messenger RNA, 3004 nt
Organism: Melanotaenia boesemani (Boeseman's rainbowfish)
Lineage: Eukaryota; Metazoa; Chordata; Actinopteri; Atheriniformes; Melanotaeniidae
Gene: uckl1a
Product: uridine-cytidine kinase 1-like 1a
Exons: 15
Coding region: 63-1616 (517 amino acids)
Cellular component (GO): cytoplasm
Molecular function (GO): kinase activity; ATP binding
Source: RefSeq, a predicted model, not a curated record
UCGAUGGCUCAACCAGCCGACUCCGGCUACGGAUCCUGACGGAUGCAGAGAGAUUGAAAAUAAUGUCGUCCCGCUCGGACAGUGGGAAAGGGGAGGACUCGUUGGACCGGCUCCUGCCGCCCGCCGGGGCUCCACGCAGGAAAAGCACUACCUCGUUGAGUAAAACAGAGCCUCCUCUGCUCCGCACAGGCACACGCACCAUCUACACCGCUGGCCGCCCUCCAUGGUAUGACGAGCACGGGGCUCAGUCAAAGGAGGCCUUUGUCAUCGGGUUGUGUGGGGGCAGCGCCUCAGGGAAGACCACUGUAGCCAAUAAGAUCAUUGAGGCUCUGGAUGUGCCGUGGGUUGUGCUGUUGUCUAUGGAUUCUUUCUACAAGGUUUUGUCCCCAGAAGAGCAGAUUCUAGCAGCAAAGAACGACUACAACUUUGACCAUCCUGGGGCGUUUGACUUUGAGCUGCUGGUUGCCACCCUGCGGAAGCUGAAGCAGGGCAAGAGUGUGAAGAUCCCGGUGUACGACUUCACCACACACGGGCGACAGAAAGACUGGAAAAAUGUGUACGGUGCCAGUGUUAUCAUUUUUGAAGGAAUUAUGUCUUUUGCGGACAAAGAGCUUCUUCAGCUCCUGGAUAUGAAAAUCUUUGUGGACACAGACUCAGACAUUCGGCUUGUCCGGCGGCUCCGCAGGGACAUCACAGAGCGUGGACGGGACAUCGAAGGCGUCAUUAAGCAGUACAACAAGUUUGUGAAGCCUGCCUUUGAGCAGUACAUCGAGCCGACCAUGAGGCUGGCAGAUAUUGUCGUACCGAGAGGUGGUGGUAAUAUGGUGGCCAUUGAUCUGAUAGUCCAACAUGUCCACAGCCAGCUGGAAGAGCGUGAGCUCAGUGUCAGGGCACUCCUGGCCUCUGCCCAGCAGACACAGCCGCUACCCCAGACACUCAGUGUGCUGGAGAGCACGCCGCAGGUCAGAGGCCUGCACACCAUCAUCAGGAACAAAGAAACCAGCCGAGAUGAGUUCAUCUUCUACUCAAAGAGAUUAAUGCGCCUCCUCAUAGAACAUGCACUAACAUUUCUACCAUCUCAGUCGUGUGUGGUUCAGACUCCACAGGGCUAUGAGUACGAGGGCCGCAGUUACAACGGGAAAGGGAUCACAGGUGUGUCGAUUCUCCGGGCAGGAGAGACCAUGGAGCCCGCUCUGAGGGCCGUGUGCAAGGAUGUCCGCAUCGGCAAGAUCCUCAUCCAGACCAACCUGGACUCAGGAGAACCAGAGCUUCAUUACCUGCGUCUGCCCAAAGACAUCAGUGAAGAUCAUGUCAUCCUAAUGGACAGCACCGUCUCCACCGGCGCUGCUGCCAUGAUGGCAGUGCGAGUCCUGUUGGAUCACGAGGUGCAGGAGGAUAAGAUCAUGUUGGUGUCGCUGCUGAUGGCAGAACUCGGUGUGCACUCUGUGGCCUACGCCUUCCCAAAGGUCAAAAUCAUCACCACUGCUGUGGACAAGAACCUGGACGAUUUCUUACAUGUCAUUCCUGGUAUCGGGGACUUUGGAGACCGGUACUUUGGGACGGACGGUUCAGACAGCUGGAGCGAUGAUGAGGGCCAGGAUCAGCUGUCUUACUGACUCAAACGGCUGUGAGCCUCUGUAAAAAAAAACAAAAACACAACUACUUGAAAACUAGUUACUGUGCAUCCUCCUCUUCAGGCGCAGACUAGCAAAAAUGUGAUUAUUUUCACUUUUGUGUUCAACAGAUGAAAUUUUAUACUCUUAUUGCAGCCAAUGACUCAGUGUAGUUUUGUGCACGAGGGAAAUUUUGUUCUGGCGCAACUCAUUGUUCAUAUUUUCAUACAGCAGGGGUCAUAUGUGUGAAACAGUGCCAUUACUUUUCAGAUGCAAUAUUGCAAUUAAAAAAUUGAAUUAAAUAAUUUAAUGUAGGUCAUGGUUGCACUGGCUGUUUGGAGUUACACUGUGAACACUAAGUGUCUUGAAGAGUAAACUGAAACUCAACAGUAAAAACAGGGCGUCAUCUUCAACAUGUUGUGUGAGCAUGAAAGCAGUAGAUAAAUGACACAGCUGAGGCUGAUGGACAUGUCUUUUUAUGAAUAAUAAAUCUAAGACAUUUUCAUAGAGGAUGUGAAAAAGUUAAAGCUAAAAUUCAUCCUCAUCAGCGUCCACAUAGAAUUCAUCCAAAAGCUGCUGAGUCUCUGCUAAAGGCAUCUCACUGUGUUAAAAACAGUGAUCCAGCUCUGCACUGACAUUUACACCCGUCCACCAAGUUUCAGGAAAUUCAGUUUGAUAGUUUUUGUUUAAUCUUGCUGACAGAAAACAUACGUCUACCUCACAUUUCACUUGGCAGAUUUCAUCUUCUGGAGGAUAAAAGGAUCAAAGCGAAGAGGAAGUUAUUAUUCAGCCUGUGUGAAAAGCUAAGUGGCUAAACGUUAUAGUGGAGCAGUGUUUUCUUUUCUUCUUUUUUUUUAGGUUAUUCUAUAUGUGAAUGCAAGAUGAUUCUAAAUGUGUUUUCAAAUGAAAACUUUACAGAGUGAAGUCCUUUAAUUCCUUAAAUUCAGACUUUCAUCAUCUGAUGGAUUAUUGUUUUUUCUGUUUUGUUUUUUUUUAUCACAAACAUCUACUCAGGUAACAUAAUACAGUUUAGCUGAACUGAACUACAAUCCCACAGGAAACUAGUUUAAUGAUUAAUUAAAUGUUUCCAUACUUUUUAGCUCUUAAAGCCCAGUCAGCCUUUAUAAGAGCUAAAAAGAAAUACAGAUGUAAUUACCUACUAUAAAAAUAUAACAGGAUGAUAGUAUUCAUUUUCAACUGUUGCUCAAAGUUUAGACCCCAGUGUUCACAAGACUAAAAGUGUACUUUAGUGCAAAUAUUAAUGUUUAGAAAAUAUUUUUAUUGAUGAUUUUUUUAUGUAAUCAAUGCUUCUGUAGAAUCAUUGCUAGCUUGGUGUUAUCCUGUCAAAUGGGGAAAAAAGAAAACAGGUGACUAUAAAAAUUUCACAUUUC